UAUUUAUUGAUGAGCACGCACCUUCAUUUGAUUCAUUUUUCUUCGCCAAAAGAAAUUCAUAAAUUUAAUUGAAAACACCCAAAAGAAAAAAAUCGAAGCUUUGAGAGAUCCCACCAAGCAAUAUGAGUGAAGAAGACAAAAACAGAGCGGUCGUUGUUGAUCAUCAUCAUCAACAUCACCAUGAACAAAUUCCUCCACCGCCACCUCAAUACGGUACGUUUCAAGGUGUUGCUAAUUACCCUCCUCCGCCGGUAAUUGGGUUCCCUCAGCCUGUUCCUCCGCCUGGCGCCGCAGAGCCUUCCGGACCUUACUAUCCUCACGGCUACCAGACUGUGCAAGGUUAUGCUGUUGCUGAAGGGAGACCAGUGAGAGAGCGUCGCCUUCCUUGCUGUGGUAUUGGUUUUGGAUGGUUCUUGUUUAUCAUCGGAUUCUUCCUUGGUGGCAUCCCCUGGUAUGUUGGGCUUUUUGUUCUACUUUGUGCAAGGAUAGAUCCCCGAGAAAAACCCGGAUAUAUUACUUGCACCAUUGCUUUUCACCAGUACCAGGUGGUGGGAAGAGCUUUGCCCACAGAAAGUGAUGAGCAUCCCAAGAUCUACAGAAUGAAGCUCUGGGCUACCAACGAAGUUCGUGCCAAAUCCAAGUUUUGGUAUUUCUUGAGGAAGCUGAAAAAAGUUAAGAAGAGCAACGGGCAAAUGUUAGCAAUUAAUGAGAUCUUUGAGAAGAAUCCUACCAAAGUUAAGAACUAUGGUAUCUGGUUGCGAUAUCAAAGCAGAACUGGGUAUCACAAUAUGUACAAGGAAUACCGAGACACCACUCUAAACGGUGCAGUAGAACAAAUGUACACUGAGAUGGCUUCUCGUCACAGAGUGAGGCAUCCAUGCAUUCAGAUAAUCAAGACAGCCACCAUACCUGCCAAGCUUUGCAAGAGGGAAAGCACCAAGCAGUUCCACAACUCCAAAAUCAAGUUCCCUCUGGUUUUCAAGAAAGUUAGGCCACCUACAAGGAAGCUCAAGACUACAUACAAGGCAACAAGGCCCAACUUGUUCAUGUAACUCCCCUGUGUUUCUCACUUCCUCAUAUUGUGUGUUUGGGGCUAUAUGGUAUGGAUUAAUGCACCUGUGUUCACUUUUUUGUCAUAUCAGUUCUAUUUAGAUGUGUGACUUGUGAAGAUGAUUAUGAACCUUCUUUUGGAAAAAAUUAAGUUGUUCUUAUGAAGGUGUUUAGCUUUGACA
Molecule: messenger RNA, 1232 nt
Organism: Mangifera indica (mango)
Lineage: Eukaryota; Viridiplantae; Streptophyta; Magnoliopsida; Sapindales; Anacardiaceae
Product: 60S ribosomal protein L18a-like
Exons: 6
Coding region: 123-1052 (309 amino acids)
Biological process (GO): translation
Cellular component (GO): ribosome; cytosolic large ribosomal subunit
Molecular function (GO): structural constituent of ribosome
Source: RefSeq, a predicted model, not a curated record